UAUUUUACGAGGCCCGCUGCGGUCACUUUUAAAAUGGCCGUCGAUCAGUGAAGUUGUAUACACUUUUUUCGUGUUCCGUGUUUUUCGCUUAAUUUGAUCGUUUAUUUAAAUGUUUUUAUGAAUUUUGGUGAGUUGAAAAGCUAAUCGAAAGCAGCCUGCUAGCAAAGGAUACGAUCGAAAAGGAUUUUGUGCAAACUUUAAGUGGCCGAAACAGUGUUAUUUUCCCCAAAGACAACCCCCGCAUAGCGUCUCUUGCCUCCAGGCAACAACAACACACCCAAAAGAGACGCACUGGAAGCAUAAAAAGCAACAAACAGGUUUUCAUUGUGUACAGACGUGUGUUGCGCUUCCCUCUCGCUCUCGCCCCCUUAAUUUAUGCGCGUGCAGCAGCAGCAACAAAACCAACAACAUGUAUAAAGCAACAUAAGAAACAAGUAAUACAAGAAAAUAAAUCAUUGAGUGUGAGUGUGUGCGUGCAUGUUGGCUGUAAACAGCAGCCAAAGUGGUAAAGUAAAGUCGAGUCGCAAAGAGAAGCGGAUAAUAAGUGGAAAAAGAAGCUGAAGCAAAAGAGUUAGCCAGCUUAGAAGUGACGCGUAGCUACAGGUUUUGCGUUUUCCUUUUUGCCACCAGCUAAUUGCAUUAAAAUAAAACCAACAAGUGUUCUGCUGGGCGUAAAUUAUUGUGUCGCUGUCGCUGACACUGGAAUACUUAUAGCCAGAUGCUGAAGCAGCAGCAAGAGUAACCGCAACAGCAGCAACGACAAUAACACCAGUAAUCAGCACAACUAUCGGCGACAAUGGCAGACAUCGGACAUCAGAAUGCGAGGCGUCAGUGAUUAAAGGCAGUCGGAGAGGCCAGCCAGCCAUCCAACCAGCAAGCUAGGCAGGCAGCCCCAUUGGCACCACCAGCAAAAAGCAGCUGAAUCAUCAGAACUCGUAGGAGCGGAGCAGUGGAGUACUAGAAUCGCGCAUCUACUACGAGACAGCAGAAUGCGCUCCAAGAGCAGACCUUCAUCGGCGGCGAUGUUAAUUAAUUCGAUACCUAUGAUACUGCUGAUCACCUUAUCCGGCUUGACGAUCGUGGCAGGUUGGAUGCCCGACGUGCGGCCUGAUUUGCAAACGAAACAAGACAAAGUAUUAGCCCAUUUUAUAGGCAACUCGACGGACUAUUUCAAGAUUUUGGACCACAACGAUGAAUUUGUUCUAGUUGGUGCCAAGGACGUCAUCUACAAUGUGAGCCUAAAUGGCCUGAAGGAGAUUGCGCGUCUGGAGUGGCACAGCACGGAUGCGGACCGGGAGCUGUGUGCCCUAAAGGGGAAGCACGAGUGGGAUUGCCAUAACUACCUUCGCGUCUAUGCACUGCGUCCCAAUGGCGAGGUGCUGCUCUGCGGCACCAAUUCGUAUAAGCCGCGCUGUCGUCAUUACACGCCGGUGGAAGUGUCAUCCGAGGAGGCCGGCUCUGCUGGUCACGCCCACGCCAUGCGAUACGAAGUCAGCCGAGACGUGGAGGCCCAGGGCUUGUGCCCCUACAGCCCCGCCCACAACAGCACGUACGCCUUCGCGAACGGCCACUUGUACAGCGCCACCGUGGCGGACUUUUCGGGUGGAGAUCCCCUUAUCUACAGGGAGAACCUGCGUACCGAACAAUAUGAUCUCAAGCAACUCAACCAGCCGGACUUUGUUGGUGCCAUCGAGAGAAACGGUUUCGUGCUGUUCUUCUUCCGCGAACUAUCCAUGGAGUUCAUGAACUUUGGCAAGGCCGUCUAUUCGCGGGUCGCCAGGGUUUGCAAGAACGAUAGAGGCGGGCCCUACAGCCACGGCAAGAGCUGGACUUCUUUCCUUAAAGCGCGCCUCAACUGCUCGGUGCCCGGCGAGUUUCCCUUCUAUUUCGACGAAAUCCAGGCCAUUAGUCCGAUUGUGGAAAGCGGAUCCAAGUCGCUGAUUUAUGCAGUCUUCACCACCUCUGUGAACGCUAUUCCCGGCUCGGCCGUAUGUGCCUUCAACGUCGAUGACAUACUGGCUGCCUUUGAUGGAGAGUUCAAGUCGCAGAAGGAUUCACAGUCCCAAUGGCUGCCAGUGGAGCGUGAGCAGGUGCCGAAACCACGCCCAGGCCAGUGUGUAGAGGACUCCAGAACUUUGACCAGCAUAGCGGUUAAUUUCAUUAAGAACCAUCCGUUGAUGGAGGACGCUGUGCCGGCAGUGCACGGUCGUCCGUUGCUGACCAAGGUGAAUCUGCACCAUCGACUCACUGCGAUCGCAGUGCAUCCGCAGGUAAAGUCCCUAAGUGGUGCUUACUACGAUGUUAUAUACAGUGGCACCGACGACGGCAAGGUGACCAAGUUCAUCAAUAUACUGAGCACCCACCCGAACUCAACUGAUCGCCUGAAGACAGUGGUUAUAUCAGAGAUGCAGGUUCUUCCACUUGGAACGCCAAUUAGGGAGUUGGUGAUCUCCACGUCGAAGAACUCGUUGGUAGUGGUUAGCGAUGGCAGCUUGGUUAGCGUGCCCCUCCACCACUGCUCUCAUAUUGUGGACUGUCUGGGCUGUCUGAGUCUCCAGGAUCCCAUUUGCGCCUGGGACUUACAGACACACGAAUGCAAGAACCUGGCUACGAGCCAACACAAGUUCGGAACAAAGACUUAUCUGCAAAGCCUUAACAGCACCAAGAAAGCUGCUGCAUUGCUAUGUCCUCACAUUCCCCGAGAUGGACCUGGUGCGGAGACAGUGAGCUUUGUUACCAUGGCUCCACCGCCAACGGAGGAGCAGAAACUUUUGUACUCCAAUGUGGGCGCUUCGCAGGGCAGUCAACCAAACUUGGAACAACAGCCAACUGGUGGCGAUGACUUUGGGUUGAACAAGAUCACCCUUACGUCGAUGGAUCCCGACGAUAUUAUGCCCAAUUUAAACGAUCCGCAGAAAUCUACAGCCAGUGUAGAUGAAAUCAAACAUGCUUCAUCUCCCAGCUUCAUGCUACUUACAGUUGUCGUUUUCAUUACCUUCCUUAUUGGGGGCAGCGCAGGAAUAUUCUGUGUGAAGGCUAAGAGUCGCCUGAUGGAGGCCCAAAUGGAUGAAAGCCACCGCAAUCAUUUCAGCAAGCCAAUUUCCAACAGGCAAUUUAAACAUCAAAAUACUGGCAAAGAUAUCAAUCUGUUGAUGGGCUCCAAUGCCUACACUACCACACAAAAAACACCUAAUUUGGAUUUAGAAAAGGAUCGCAGUCAUGAGUGCAAAAACUCCACGGAACAUUUGGAAAAAGAGUUGCCUUGCAAAACGUCAACACUGACGAAAGUGAAGCGCACUUACAUCUAGUGGGCUUGCAAUGGCAGCCAACUGCAAAAUUAGUCGAAUUUCUAUACUCUAAAACAUAUUUUCGUUGUUUAUGUUGCUGUUAGUUAUAGUAACCCCCCACCCAAUCCGCAAGUAAUGUAAACGACAGUGUCGGAUGCGUUUGAAACGCAUCCGAAAGAUAGGGAGCAAAAGCUGUUGCAUCUUUUUUACUUAGCUUGUAUUGUAAUUUAGUUUGAUGUAAAAUUUGAGUAAGCUUAGUUUCUUUGGCAAAAUUUAGUUAAAUUUAUUGACAACGUAGUGUGCGGGCUGCCACAACCUGAGCUAACUGAAGCAUUCCGCAUUCCCCUGACGUCGACCUUUGCUGUCCAAAAUAGGAGUGCCUGCUCUUGGCUACGCAGCCCGAAGGUGUCGCCCCUUAUGUGUACUCUUAAUGUGUAAUCUAUAAGUGCAAAUAUUAGAGCUGUACAAAUUUACUCACAUAUCGAAAUCAAACCCGAACAGGAGCAGCCCGAAUUAUUUCUCGAAAUUCAAUUGAAUAUUCAACAAGUAUUUUGUUAGACUGAAUGAUUCAUUUUUCUAUAUGAGUUUUUUUGUGGAGAACUAACAGAAUGCGACAUAGACUUUAAAGCUCUAUGCUUUGUGGCUAACAAAAGCGUAAAAUUGUAUCUAACAUAAGCUCAAUAAGGAAUUGAACGUAGAAUGUAAUUAAAAGUACGAACUAGGCUAAGGAAAAAACAAAACUUUUAUGAGGCUGUUUGAUAUGAACUGACACCGCAGCCCCCACAUCAUCAUGAUGAAAAUACGCACAAGAAAGCAAAAAAUAAAUGAACACACUGCAACAACAGCAAGCCUUAUAAAUAGUAUAAUAUCGUGUCGAAUCUAGGCCUUAACGCUAAUCUUGUAAGCUUUGCAUGAAAAUAUUGAGCUUGGCAAUGAACGUAAAUCAGCAUUUUAAUAAUUUUAUGUUUACUUUUAAGCUGUUGUCCGUCCCACUAAAGAAGUUGCAUAAUACAAUGUACAAUGGCAAUUAUAUUUUUAAAACGUGUAAAAUGCAAUUUUCAUCGUAAUUAAUAUAUUUUUAUACGUAUGUCUACGCUAAUGUCGAAACUUUAACAUAAGAAGGUCUUAAUAAUGGAAAAUACCGAAAAAAGCUAUACAUAUAAUAUUUUUAUAUCUUACAAAAAAAAAGGUAAUAAUGAUAAAUUUCUCAUAUUGUGAUAGAUUUUAUUGAAAUUUUAGAAAGAUGAAAUGAUAUGCCUUUUGGUUGAAAAACAAUGAUAUAUAUGACGAAAGAGUCUGAUUGCAUGCAUGAUAAUAUUGUGUAGGAAAGGGUCUUCCGCUUGGAGGAUCAAGAACCAGAGAACCCACCAUGGUGUUUAGUUUUUAUUACAGUGUAUGUCUUGUAAUGUGUAUAUUGUUGUAUACAUCCGAUAAGCAAUUCGUGAAUCUAAUAAAGUCGUCAUUUUUUUCAUAACUCAAA
Molecule: messenger RNA, 4767 nt
Organism: Drosophila erecta
Lineage: Eukaryota; Metazoa; Arthropoda; Insecta; Diptera; Drosophilidae
Product: semaphorin-1A
Exons: 7
Coding region: 990-3308 (772 amino acids)
Biological process (GO): negative regulation of axon extension involved in axon guidance; semaphorin-plexin signaling pathway; positive regulation of cell migration
Molecular function (GO): semaphorin receptor binding; chemorepellent activity
Source: RefSeq, a predicted model, not a curated record